AUGUCUGACACCACCGAGACGCCGCAACCGCCCCCGACCAUCGAGGUCGAGGAGCCGGAGAGCGCUUCAUCACCUCCUCCUGAAUCCGCCGAUGAGCCUCCCGUUCCUCCACCGCCCACUCCUGCCGCGGAAGAGAUCCCCCAGCCAAUGUUUCCAGAAGAGACGAUGGUCGUCACUACGGAAGAUGGCAAGGUUGUCGAAGCUGUUGUGACUGAGCCGGCUGACGAGGGUGUGGUCGUCGUUGAGGCUAUCCUGACGCCUGAACCGGAGCAAGCGAUAGAGCCUCCAAAGGAUCCCGAGCCAGAGCCAGUGAACGAACCUGAACCAGAACCUCAACCUGAGCCGGAACCGCCGAACGAACCUGAACCUGAACCCCAGCCCGAACCCGAGCCAAUACAGGAGGAGGAGCCGGAGAAAGACCCUGAGCCUCAACUAGAGCCAGAACCUGUCGAAGAGACCGAGCCCGAGCAGCACCCAGAGCCUCAGCCAGAGCCGCAACCUGAGGAAGAAGCAGUGCCGGUAUCACGUGUUCAACAAGAAGAAGAGCAGGCACAGGAAGACCCUAUUCUGGAGCCGGAGCUGGAACCCGCUCAGGAGCCAGAACCUGAGCCGGAGCCUGAGCAAGAGCCUGAGCCGGAACCAUCGCAACCAGAGGAGCCUGCUCCUGUAACUGAGCCAGUUGAACCUCCAAAUGAACCUGAGCCUGAAAAAGAGCCUGAGCCUGAACCCGAGCCUCAACCAGAGCCAGAGCCGGAACCACAGCCGGAGUUGGAGCCUGAAUCUCAACCCGAACCCUCUCCGCCUCAAGAGGAGUCCCAGCCAGAACCUGAGCCCAUGCCGGUGUCUCGCAUCCAAGAACAACCUGAGCAAGAAGAACCAGCGCUAGAACCAAUUACGGAAGAAGAAGUCCUGUCGGAAUCCCAGCCUGAGCCUUCACCUCCCCCAGAAGACCCGCAACCCGAACCGGAGCCUGAACCAGAGCAGUCGAUGGAGGAGCUCAUCGAGGCCAUUCUGGAUGCGGAACCGGAGACCUCUGAGCCUGUUCUGGAGGACCUAGUGGAGGAGCCAACGGAAAAUGAGGUGGUACCGCCUCAAGAAGAGGUGCCCGAGGCCGUCGAGGAAGAUGUCGUUCCGGAAGAGCAGCCAGAAGAAGUCGAGGAGCCGCUGCCUCCGCCAGAGGAACAGCCAGAGGAAGCCGAACCGGAGCCAGUUGCGGAAGAGGCUCCAAAAGAGGAAGAGGAGGCGCCCGUUCAAGAAGAGCCUCCAAAGGAGGAGGAAAGCGAGCCCACUCAGGAAGAUCCGCCAAAGGAGGAAGAAGCGGCACCUCUUGAAGAGGAAGGCCCGAAGGAAGUGGAACCGCCGCCAGUCCCAGAAGUCAAAGCCAUCAAGCCCAGCAAAAGGGACAAGAUGAGGGCCAGGGCGCCCAAGAUGCCUCUCAAGAUGCUCGCCGGAAGGGAUAUCGCUGCGGCUACCGUGUUCCUGAUAAAAGAGAAGGCGAAAGGCGUCGAUAUUGGCCCGAAGCUGGAUGCGCUGACGAAGGGCGCUUGA
Messenger RNA from Trematosphaeria pertusa, 1548 nucleotides. RefSeq lists its product as uncharacterized. NCBI's taxonomy places the organism in Eukaryota, Fungi, Ascomycota, Dothideomycetes, Pleosporales, Trematosphaeriaceae. The record is from RefSeq and is a predicted model, not a curated record. The coding region runs from base 1 to 1548 and encodes 515 amino acids. The transcript has 2 exons.